Manis javanica (Malayan pangolin) is the source of this 2672-nucleotide messenger RNA. It is a transcript of the gene NUDCD3, whose product is annotated as NudC domain containing 3. Gene Ontology annotation, cellular component: cytoplasm. The record is from RefSeq and is a predicted model, not a curated record. NCBI's taxonomy places the organism in Eukaryota, Metazoa, Chordata, Mammalia, Pholidota, Manidae. Gene Ontology annotation, biological process: protein folding.
GGCGUCAGCAGCCUCGCCGCCCUGGGCCUGCUUGCGCCUAGGAGCCACUUCGGGGUUCGCGAGGGCUGCUUAGCGGGGCCGCCCCUGGAAGCCGGCGGGGCGGCACCCGCAACAAGGCCGCCCUAGCUCAGUCUUGCCCAGCCCGGCCGUGGGGCCGAAAGAACGCGGACCAGAAAUUUUGCGGUACGCCUGUAGCGGGGCCAUUACAGCCGUGCUCCGGAAGUGGCGGCGGACCGGCGUCCGGCCCUCCUGCAGUGAGGAGCCUCCCGCGGCCGGCGACGCCAUGGAUCCCGGCGCGGCCGAGCUGUAUGAUCAGGCCCUACUGGGUAUCCUGCAGCACGCGGGCAACGUCCAGGACUUCUUGCGUGUGCUCUUCGGCUUCCUCUACCGCAAGACCGACUUCUACCGCCUGCUGCGCCACCCGUCCGACCGCAUGGGCUUCCCCCCGGGGGCCGCGCAGGCGCUUGUGCUGCAGGUGACGCGCGGCGGGUGGGGACCGGACCCCGGGCUGGGGGCGGCGGGUCCGGGACCCGCGCGAGUUCUCCUCGGCUCCUGGCCUUGGUGCCCCUCGGCGCGGCCGCGGGUAUUCAAAACCUUUGAUGAGAUGGCCCGUCAGGAUGAUGAGAAGAGGAGAAAGGAACUGGAAGAGAAAGUCCGGAAGAAGGAGGAAAAGGAGGCCACCGCCGCUGCGGCCGAGCUGGAGCCAGUCCCAGCGCCAGUUCAGGAGGUGGAGAUCGACUCCACCACAGACUCGGACAGGCCUCGGGGGCCUCUGGGCCCACAGGGCACUGUGCAGGAGGCAGCCCGCAGCUCAGAGGAGGCAGAGCUGCCGGGAGCGCCAGCUGCUGUGCCUGAAGCCCCGAGGGGACCACUGGUUCUUCCCGGGGGACAGGAGCAGUUCCAGAGGAACCCCGACAGCUAUAACGGUGCCGUGCGUGAGAACUACACGUGGUCGCAGGACUACACUGACCUGGAACUUAAGGUGCCAGUGCCCCAGCAUGUGGUGAAGGGCAGGCAGGUCUCUGUGGCCCUCAGUAGCAGCUUCAUCCGUGUGGCCGUGCUGGAAGCAGGAGGGGAGCACGUCCUCGUGGAGGGGAAACUCACCCACAAGAUCAACACCGAGAGUUCCCUCUGGAGCCUUGAGCCUGGGAAGUGCAUCUUGGUGAGCCUGAGCAAGGUGGGCGAGUACUGGUGGAGUGCCAUCCUGGAGGGUGAAGAGCAUAUUGACAUCAACCAGAUCAACAAGGAGCGCUCCAUGGCCACAGUGGGGGAAGAGGAGCAUGCCGUGCUGGACAGGCUCACCUUCGACUACCGCCAGAAGCUACAGGGCAAGCCUCAGAGCCAUGAGCUGAAAGUCCAUGAGAUGCUGAAGAAGGGCUGGGACGCUGAAGGCUCUCCCUUCCGAGGCCAGCGCUUUGACCCGGCCAUGUUCAACAUCUCCCCGGGGGCCGUGCAGUUUUAAUGACUGCAUGUGUGAGAAGGAGGCCACACCAGCGGGGAGGUGGGGCCUGCUGUCCCUUGGCUCCCUCCUGCCAGGGACUCACUCAUCUCUGUACCCUUCCUUCCAAGGUGGACCCAGCCUGCUGGCCCUGUACCCCCAGAUAGUCCCUUGUCCCUGGGCAGAGCGGGCAGGCCCCUGCCACCUUCAGCUGCUGCACUGUCUGCUUGCUUGUCUUAUGCUGGGGGUGGGUAGUGGGCACUCAGGGCAGUUUGGGAGGCCCCAGCUGAGCUCAGGUGGAGCAGCAGAGACUGGGGGCCUGGCAGCCACUCCUGGGUGCAGGGAGCAGGGCCCGUCUGUCCUCUGACCGGCUGCUCCGCUCCCACCUGAUCCCCACGGGAUCAAGGCUGUGGCUUAUGGACAGCCCCCCAGAGGCAUGCAGCAGCCCAUCCCACUCUGGCUGAGCCCAGGCCGGGCUGCAUGGAGCUUGCAGCUCUGCUCUACAGAACCAAAACCCCUGUCCUUCUGGCCCAGGCCUGUUGCCAGGACCGAGCAGCUGACCUGCCUGUAGUCACCUUGCAGUCUGUACCUGAGAACCAGCGGUUGUGGGCUCUGCUGGCUGGGGGUGGUCCCUGCAGAGACAUCACCUUCUCCUGAGUAGGUGGAGGCUGCUUAUCACAGUUGUGUGGGGCAGGUUUCUGGCUCACAUGGCAGUUGUCAGUCCUGUGAGAAGUACCCCUAGGUCCCUAGGAAGGAUUUGGUUACCAUGAUGCCACUGAGGGAGGUGCAGAUGCUGGCAACUGGUGGGAGCCCAUGGCGGGCAAAGAGCUUGCUGUCUGUAGUCUUCACGGAGCAGCCAAGCCCUCCUCAGGGCCCCCAGGACUUGCACACCCAUUCACGUGUCAGUGGGUCUCGUGGUGCACGUCUGUGAGACCCAUCCUGAUGUGUCUGACCCAUCCCCUGGCCGCCUGUGGGGUUCUCCCUGAGUGAUAAGGUGUGGGGUACACUCUGGGUCAGUUGUCUACCCACCAGGGUGGCUGCACCCCAGCUCAGGUCUGACUGUGGACAUCACUGUUGGCCUGGGCCCUGGAGCUGGCGCACUCUGCCUGUUUUCUCUCUCCAGACGCAGCAGCAGAAUGUCUCUGACCCAGUCACUGAGGCCAAGGACAGCCGGGUGCCAGCUGUAAAGUCACCCGUCUCUGGCAUUGGUUUGCAAUAAAUCUGUAUUCGAGCA